Molecule: messenger RNA, 585 nt
Organism: Sardina pilchardus (European sardine)
Lineage: Eukaryota; Metazoa; Chordata; Actinopteri; Clupeiformes; Clupeidae
Gene: dph3
Product: diphthamide biosynthesis 3
Exons: 3
Coding region: 102-356 (84 amino acids)
Source: RefSeq, a predicted model, not a curated record
CAACAUGACGUCAGUUUCAUGCGACGCAGUCGUCAUCAGAUGUUUCGAGAGGAGUUUCGCGUGUCUAUCAUUCUUGAAGUUGUGAAUACAAAUUCACAGAAAUGGCUGUUUUUCACGACGAAAUCGAAAUAGAGGAUUUUGAAUAUGAUGAAGACACAGACACCUACUAUUACCCUUGUCCGUGUGGAGAUAGAUUUGCAAUUACCAAAGAAGAUUUGGAGAAUGGUGAAGAAGUAGCGACGUGCCCAAGCUGCUCCCUUAUAGUUAAGGUCAUCUAUGACAAGGAGGACUUCAUGAGUGGGGAAGUUAUCGAAGCACCAACUGCAGACAGGAGGGUAGAAGUCUCCCAGAGUUGACCGUCAUGACUGUCAUCAGUUAGGCCUCCAUCUGAUUCCAUUGGGCAGCAUGGGCUUGUUCAUGGAAGAAUGCGCUCAGAGACAUGCAGCUCACGCAUAUGAUGGACUUGAUUGAAAAGACAUACAUAGCACUGCCAUUUUUGCACAACGUAUUGUAAAUUAGUUUUUGGAAGCUAUUUAUUUUUUUAUUGUAUUAACUAUAAAGGCCUCUGUGCAUGAUGAAAAUGCA